AAGGGGUUAUCGUUAUUUGAUCGAUUUCAUCGCACGCUCCUUAGCAACGGAUUCCUUUAUUGACUCGCAAAUGUGACAACCCGUAUUCAUUUCAUAAAAGUCCAACCAUUCCACGAAGGCUUAUACGAAGAGCCCAUGGAGCAAACUAUAGAAAACGAGACCAUGAUUUUGAAAAAAGAGAGUUCUGGCAAUUUCUCCACAAAAAAAUAUGGAGCAGAGAUCGAGGACGAAAUACCCCUUUACAUAUUCGACAUUCUACUGACGGAGAGAAAGUCGAGGUUGGUGGUGAAGUUCAGUACGAGGGAUGGAGGCAUCUUUGCUCAAUCUUUCCUUCCGAAUACUGAUUUUGAAUAUAUAAAAUGCAUAGCCGCUGCUAUAAUUCAGGUGAAACCCAGACGUAUGAAGCCCAACGUUAUAAAACUGAAACUGACGAAGCACGAACAGAUAAACGAAUUCAAAAACGAUCCACAUGAAGCGUUGCCUUGUAUGAUAUCGUCGAAGAAAUUCAUGGAAAAACUCAUAAGACUUUGUGACUACGAAGAGUUGGUGAUACCUGACUAUAUGUGUGUAACGAUAACGGAUUCUGUGACUGAUACAACCAAAUGUGUACCUGUUGAAGUGUACAACAGGGCCAUAGACAAACCAUGGGACGGCGGUUACAGGAACAUGAGGACAGGGAUAGAAUUCCACAACGCUUUCUCUCAGACAGGUCCUCGGCCCCCUGUUAGAGGUCCUGAUCUGAUGAGCACUAGGGAUACACAAACCAGCUGGUGCAGAAACAGAAAAUUGGACAUGCCCUACUCGCAAGCUACCCAGAUGUAUAAAAACGACUUGUUUGUGUCAUGUAUAACUGACCGAAUCCUAACCCCACGUCCAUAUGAGUGUUCAGAAGAUCGCCAGAGACGCUUGAACACAGAAGCAAAGAUCCGAACUAUCCAGAGGUAUUUCAGGGCUUGGAAAAUGAGGAGAAGUUUAAAGAGACUGCACGCCGAGUACCAAGAUCGCAAAAUGAAAGAAUUUGCUAGAAGAGAGGCGGAAUUGGAAGAUGAUAGACGUAGAAGGAGGAAGGAUCUUAUUUGUCAAGUAUUUCCAAAAUCCAGGAUCGAUUUUGCAAUGCUCUACGCUAUCGCGGAUAAAUGGAAGCGAGGCGAAAUUUCUAAAAUAUCUUCGAUGUACUGUGGACCGGCUAAAGUUGCGGAGCUUGCGUUGCUUUCUGAUAAGGAGGUGGAAGUAUUCAAGGCUAUUGAAAAGCUGCAACAAGUCGUAAAAAGAGAUGCUGUUAAACAGAAAGAAUUGAGUUAUCUAAAAAAAUUAGGAGAACCAACUAAAUGGUACUGCAGUUACAAAUAUCUCCCAGUGCAGUUGGAUUCCUUAGAAAAUCAGAAAGCGAGAGAAAUAGAUGCUCUUUAUCAGAAAAUCGUUGAUAGAAGUGUGUCAGAGCCCAAAAGAAUGGACGCUUUGUUCGAGCUAAAAUUAUCUCUUAGAAACGACGAUUGUGAAAUAGCCAUCGAACUAAAUAAACUCAUAGAUAGAGCGUUGAGCCUUCUUUCAAGAGGUUUUUCAAACAGAAAAGUCGAGGUAUUGCAAAAAAGGAUCGACUCAGCCAUGAUGUAUCAUUUCAAGCAGAAAGAAUGUUUUGAUUUCCUAACGGCAAAGCAAGAAAAAACGAAGAAGGAGUUCAUGAAGAAGAAUCUCUUUGUUUGUCAACGUUGCGAGAAAAUGAAAACACUGGAUCUCUUCAAAUUCGAUGCAAGAACUCAACAGAUCAACAUUUGUAACGCUUGCAGAUGGUUAGAUAGGACUGUGCAACCUUGGGCUGACCUAUCUCCUUAUCAUUUCAUCCUUGAUCAAAUUAGAAAAAUGGAACGCUUAAAUAACUCUCCAUCUUCAGUUGCUUAUAUUCUUCAAGAUGAGGAUAUACAUCAUUUGGUUACCCGAAUUUGGCAUUCACAUUCUGCAAUUUCUGAAUGCAAGGACAUAUAUAAUUUGAGGAUGUUGCGAUGGAAUAGAGAUGAAGAUUGGUCGCCUUGGAACUGUAUUUUAUUAACUCUUGAAGAAGGAAAGGCCCAUGUUAAAAUCGAAAAUCUUGAACGGGUAUAUGAAGAGGAGUUCAUAAAUCAUAUUUUCAACAAGCACGCUCUAGCAAAGAAACAUUUUAAAGAUCUUAUUUCAAUCGAGCGACAGUUUAAAACCCUCCAUAAGGUAUCAUCUGUCGAUGGUCUCGACCCAAAUGGAUAUAAUGAUUUUCGAAAAAUAUUCAAGAUUGACCGUAGUAAACGUCUUUACUUUUAAAUUAUGUGGUCGUAGUUUGUUUAAUAAAAUAUUUGUAGACGAAUUUUAUACUCACCUACUUUGAUCUUGGUUUGAUCAGUAACAUUUUAUACUCAAACCAGAGGACCCAACAGACGUCCUGUAAUAUAACAUUGAACGCAACGUCGAGUAACUAGUGAAAUUUUUUGCCUUAUAUUUGCAUAUUCAUAUUCAUAUUAUCCUGUUUCUCCAUAGUUACCGAGGUACCCUUCAGAAGCUCCGUAAAGCUUGUACGAGUUCGGAAAAAAACAAUCACUAUACGCUUGACUGGCAAGUUUUCUCGUUUGAGGUUGCUUAUCGAAGGGGACGUUGAAUUUUUGAAAUAUUGAAAGCAUCGGAAAUAUUGUACUUUGAACUCCGCUUGUAAUUCUGAAAUUGAUUUGAAAAGACAAUGCGUGAAGAGUCUGACAGUACACCCAUAUUAUUAUUGGAACAUAUAUGGUCAGUGUAGAUGACACCAUGAGAAUCAUUUUUGCCGUACGACAUUUAAAGGAAAGUGUACCCAUUGUGUGAGUUAAGAUUAAAACAGAAACAAGUAACAAGGGUCUAAAUCUCACAGAUUUAUUGCUCGAAAUCACGACCGGUCUUGGGAUGUCUAAACGCAUCCCAUCUUCAGGUUCCUACAAAAGAUUUUUCUGAGUUGUUACCUAGGUAACAAAAUGACAAAAAAAUACCAACCUGUGAUGGACUACAGUUAGAAACU
Molecule: messenger RNA, 3013 nt
Organism: Coccinella septempunctata (seven-spotted ladybird)
Lineage: Eukaryota; Metazoa; Arthropoda; Insecta; Coleoptera; Coccinellidae
Gene: oys
Product: lysophospholipid acyltransferase 2
Exons: 2
Coding region: 136-2292 (718 amino acids)
Biological process (GO): lipid modification; cilium assembly
Cellular component (GO): motile cilium; acrosomal vesicle; membrane
Molecular function (GO): acyltransferase activity; protein binding
Source: RefSeq, a predicted model, not a curated record